UGGAUUCUUUUUCCCAGCUUGUCGCCCUCAACAUGUCACCGUACAGAUUCUACGAAAAUGGCAAUGAGGUGGGAGAUGGGAAAACGGAUCAACAAAUCCACGUGUCGAAAAGAAGGGUCAAUGAGAGAGGGAAAAGCAUAAUUCAGCUGCUCUCUGGUCCACGCUCUGUUCCUAUAACUCGUUUGUCUACUUUUUCUCUGUCUCUAUCAUUGACUCCCAAAAUUUUGACCGAUCCACAAGACACCUCCUCACAAUACCCGAGAUGACGGUGUCACCCGUUCUUGCAGCCUGGGAGGCUUGCGACAAGACAGACACUCUCUUCGUCCUCAUCUGCACCGUCAUCUGCUGGACCAUUGUACCAACUGUCGGCAUAGCCUACUCAGGAUACACAUGGAAGCGCAACGCCCUACACGCCGCCAUGCCCGCCAUCCUCACCAUUGCGACUUGCUCGAUCCAGUGGUUCAUUGUUGGAUACACACUAGCCUACGGCGAGGGCGGCUGGUUCUUUGGUUCCCUCAAGCACUUCUUUCAUAAGGAUGUGCUUUCCGAGCCGGUAGGAAGAAUACCGGCCAUUUUAUUCAGCGAGUUUCAGUUGGUUUUUGAGGCAACGGUUUGUGCAAUUGCUGUGGGCGGAUUCUGCGAGAGGGGGAGGCUGUUGCCGGUUAUUCCGUUCAUCUUUCUGUGGGCGACAUUUAUCUACUGCCCGCUGGCACAUAUGGUCUGGGGCGGAGGCUUGCUUGGAGAGAAUUUAGGCGUGCUGGACUUUGCAGGAGGAACUCCCGUCCACGUCUGCUCCGGCGCCACCGCGACCGCCAUCAGCAUCUACCUCUCCUACCCGCUCUUCCGCUCGCGCAAGUCCGACGUGCGUACGCCCACCCACAUCCGCAUCCACCGACCGGGUAACUCUUUCUUCCAGCUUCUGUCCUUAAUCAUCAUCUGGGGCUCCUGGCUCGCCUUCGAUGCGGGAACCACCCUGGCCCUCAACUUCCAGUCCGUCAUGGCCCUCUGCGUCACCAACUUGUGCGCCGCCUCGGGCGCACUGACCUGGAACCUCAUCACCUUCUACGAGACGGGCAAGUGGUCCGUCGAUUCGACCUUCAUGGGCGCCAUUUCCGGUCUUGUCAUGAUCACCCCCUCGGCUGGGUUCAUCGACAUGCCGACCGCCUGUUUCUUUGGUAUUUUUGGGGCUGUGCUCUGUCGUCAGGCGUUGAGGAUCAAGUUCACCAAGUUUGCGCAUCAUUGGAGGUGGGUUGACAAUGGUGAUACGUUUGCGACGCACUGCAUUGGUGGUGUGGCUGCAACCAUUAUGACGGGACUGUUUGCGCAGAAGGAGCUCGCUGCGUAUGGUGGUGUGGAGGUUGCGGGUGGUGUCAUCUUCGAUGGCAAUAUUCGUCAACUUUGGGUGCAGAUGGUUGAGGCUGUUGUUGGUUUCACAUGGGCGUUUUGCGGGUCGUAUAUCAUUAUUGCUUUGAUUGAUUGCGUUCCUGGGCUUGAGGUUUUGGCUGUUGAUAAACACAUUAGCCAAGGCCUUGAUAUGAACGAGGUUGAAGAGUUUUUGGGUAACUUGGAGUAUCCUGAUGAAGUUGACUAUGCACCAACUGCAAGGGGAACCAUUUCUCUGGAAUAAAUGCCUGGGUAGCUGGUGAAGAAACUAUAUCUAAAAGGCGAGCACAUAGGAUCCUCAAAACCCAAAAGUUCAUAACCCAGUCAUUGGCUACGUUGUACAAUGAACAUUCAUAACAUCCCAUCAUCCAAAUAAACUAUGCAAUCCCGUCCGACUCAUCACAUCGAGCCAAUGCGUUCGCCUCGGCGUAUCAAUCUCCUUAUCAUAUGCGCUCCACACGGCAUGCAGCAACUGCUUAGCCACCCCUAUCGGCUUAGGCGGCAACGACAGCUCGAGCUGACCAAGACGGUCAAUAAGAAACGAUCGAGCCCGCAAUAUCUUGACUGCCUGCGCAUCCUCUUCAUUUUCCCCUGAUGGCGAUGACGAAGAUGGCGACCCCGAUCCUGAUCCAAUACCACCAAUACCCGCAGGCAUCCCCGAAAUUCCCAACCCCAAGUCUGUUGGUAAUGAUGAAGACUCCAAACUCAACAGAUAACUAUACUCCCCUUGCCCCAUUGCCGUCUUGCUAUCGAAUCGCAAACCGCUGCCCGCGCAGAGACAGAGCAAAGGUUGAAUACACCGCAGACUGCUUGCAGGUAUCCGAUCGAGAAUGUCAGUGAUGUGUAGCGCUAGGGGCGAUACCCAUUUUGUCCAGAUGAUUGCCGGGUCGGUGGCGUCCGCCCCUACCCCCGCUGCGUCGAGGUCGGGUAUUCG
This is a messenger RNA of Neurospora crassa OR74A, 2317 nucleotides long. Its product is annotated as ammonium transporter. Lineage: Eukaryota; Fungi; Ascomycota; Sordariomycetes; Sordariales; Sordariaceae. Gene Ontology annotation, biological process: ammonium transmembrane transport. The record is from RefSeq and is a predicted model, not a curated record. The coding region runs from base 263 to 1627 and encodes 454 amino acids. Gene Ontology annotation, molecular function: ammonium channel activity. The transcript has 6 exons. Gene Ontology annotation, cellular component: plasma membrane.